Molecule: messenger RNA, 195 nt
Organism: Maudiozyma barnettii
Lineage: Eukaryota; Fungi; Ascomycota; Saccharomycetes; Saccharomycetales; Saccharomycetaceae
Exons: 1
Coding region: 1-195 (64 amino acids)
Source: RefSeq, a predicted model, not a curated record
AUGAGACAAUACGCACCACCACAACAACCGAUGUAUUAUCAACAACCAGUACAGCCUAUCUAUAUUCAACAAGCUCCUCCUCCACCGCCAAGAGAUAACUGUUGUUGCGGUUGUUGUAACUGUUGUUGUGUAUGUUUCGAUGUGAUUUCAAAAGUCCUCUGUUGUCUAUGUCUGUGCGAAAUAUGUUGCACAUGA